Messenger RNA from Pichia kudriavzevii, 504 nucleotides. RefSeq lists its product as uncharacterized. Gene Ontology annotation, molecular function: RNA polymerase core enzyme binding; RNA polymerase II CTD heptapeptide repeat phosphatase activity. Gene Ontology annotation, cellular component: cytoplasm; nucleus. The record is from RefSeq and is a predicted model, not a curated record. The transcript has a single exon. Lineage: Eukaryota; Fungi; Ascomycota; Pichiomycetes; Pichiales; Pichiaceae. Bases 1 to 504 code for a protein of 167 amino acids.
AUGACGACGGUCACAGUCGACGAUUUCAAAAGACUUAUACAUCCAUUGGAGACGCAUCCAUUGCUCACCCCGAAGGAGGCCAACAAUCUCACGUACCAAAUCAUCGAACUAUUAAUGGACAAACCCUGUACAAGCCAACUCCUGCAACUACUAGCACGUUAUUUAACCCCGCAAGCAUACGAUGCACUUGUUGAGGAGAGAAUAAUUAACCACCAUUGUGGGUAUCCGUUAUGUCCAUACAGCAGUUCGUCCAUUCAUGAUGGCGAAGUUAACACUGUUGCUAAGAGACUCAAUAUGCGAGCUUAUUACAAGACGAGGUACUGUUCCAAGAGACACUAUCAAUGUAGUGAAGUUUUCAAGAGACAGUUGAAUUCAGAUGCACUGUUCAUGCGGGUAGACUUGGAUAGAGAGUGGUUUACAGAGGGGAGUAUAGAAAACGGAAUAGUGUUACUCGAGGAGGAAGAAGGAGUGGUUAAAAGCUUGAAUGGGCUAACUAUUGACUAA